This is a messenger RNA of Cryphonectria parasitica EP155, 831 nucleotides long. RefSeq names its product arad-like aldolase/epimerase. The record is from RefSeq and is a predicted model, not a curated record. The coding region runs from base 1 to 831 and encodes 276 amino acids. Gene Ontology annotation, cellular component: cytoskeleton. Gene Ontology annotation, molecular function: actin filament binding. Lineage: Eukaryota; Fungi; Ascomycota; Sordariomycetes; Diaporthales; Cryphonectriaceae. The transcript has 2 exons.
AUGCCUCCGUUUCACCAGCAGCCAGCAUCCCUAGGCAAGACCAAGACGGGCCGUUCCCUCCAGAUCCGCACGUAUCCCAAGUUUGCCACCCUCGAGCAGGAGCGUCAGUACCGCAAGGAACACCUCGCGGCGGCCUUUCGCAUCUUUGCCGACCGCGGCUACGACGAGGGCGUGGCGGGCCACAUCUCGGUGCGCGAUCCGAUCCUGACGGACCACUUCUGGCUGAACCCGCUGUCCAAGCACUUCAGCCAGAUGCGCGUGUCGGACCUGAUCCUGGUAGACGAGGACGGCUUCGUCGUCGAGGGCGACGAGCCCAUCAACACGGCCGCCUUCACCAUCCACUCGGCCAUCCACAGGCUGCGGCCCGACGUGCACGCCGCCUGCCACGCCCACAGCGUCCACGGCAAGGCCUUUUCCGUCUUUGGCCGCGAGCUCGAGAUGAUCACCCAGGACGCCCUGCGCUUCUACAGGAGCCACGGCGUGUACCGCCACUUUGGCGGCGUGGUCGUCGAUGCCGACGAGGGCGCGCGCAUCGGGGCCGCCCUGGGGUCCGGCAAGGCCGUCAUCCUGCAGAACCACGGCCUGUUGACUGUCGGGCAGAGCGUCGAUGAGGCGGCCUUUUGGUUUAUGAGCAUGGACAGGACCUGUCACGCGCAGCUGCUGGCCGACGCGGCGGCUGCUGGUGGUGGUGGGCAUACCAAGAAGCUGAUCGACGAGCACGAGUGUGAGCACUCGGCCCAGAGCGUCGGCGGGCCGGAGAAGGGCUGGCUUGCAUUUCAGCCGUACUAUGAUGAGAUGCUGGCGAAGACAGGGGGGGACUUUUUGAACUAA